AUGGAAUAAACAGAACGGAGUCAAACAUGUGGUUUCCAUAUGUUUGAUCUAUUUGAUACCGUUCCAUUGAUUCCAUUCCAGCCAUUAGAAUGAGCCCAAAAAGCAUGAACAUGUUAGUACUUCAGGGACUGCAAACGGUCAGACAUCAGUCUCUCUCGCUCUCUCUCCCUCACUCACUCUCACUCAGUCACCGACUGGUUCUGGGGAGUGGAGUUAGAUGGAACUCAGUGGCGCUAUAGCCGAGGUCACCAGUUUGGUCUGUCUUCCUCCUACACCACAACAGAACUGACAGAAAAGCAUCCACACAAGGAAGUCACCACCCAAUCCAUUCACUUCAAGUGAGAGCCUCAAGAUCUCAGAGCUAACCCCUGACCUAUAAGAGAUGGAUGGAUGGGACAAGCCUGUAGGGGCCAUGAUGUCCGAAGACAAUGGCAGCACCCCCACAUUACCUCUGGUCAACCAGUCCUGUGCGGACCGGAAGUGCUAUAUGGUUCUGCAUGAGGUGGAGAAGACAGCCAUCAGCUCCAUCUGUUUCCUGGCCGGACCCUUCACUUUCCUGGAGAAUGCGUUGGUCCUGGGUGUGAUCGCCGCCACCGCCACCCUGCGCCAGCGUCCCUCCUACCUUUUCAUUGGCAGCCUGGCCCUGGCCGACGUCUUUGCCAGCUGCUUCUUCACCACCAGCUUCCUGGACUUCCACCUGUUCCACCGCCUUGACGGCCCCAACGCCUACCUCUUCAAGCUGGGCGGGGUGACGAUGGCGUUCACCGGCUCGGUGGGAAGUCUUCUGUUGACUGCUCUGGACCGCUAUCUGUGUAUACAUCAGGCGUUGAGUUAUAAAGUGGUGUUGACGCGCCGCAGGGCCCUGUUGGCUCUCCUUGCCCUGUGGAGCGCCACCAUCCUCAUCUCCUUCCUCCCUCUGAUGGGCUGGAGGUGCCCCACAGGGCUCAGCCCACCCUGCUCGCGCCUCUUCCCAUACAUCGACCACCGCUACCUGGCCUGCUGGGUCAGCUUCAUCCUGGUGCUGCUGUCACUCAUCCUGGGCGCCUACGCCCUGAUCCUGUGGAGGGCCAACCGGCAUGAGGCAUCCAUGACGGGCCACCAGAGGGUGCCUACCCGUGGUCAGGCCCGCAUGCGGCUGGACAUUCGGUUGGCACGUACCCUGGGCCUGAUUCUGCUCAUCAUGGUGGGCUGUUGGCUGCCGACCCUCUCCUUCAUGCUGGCAGACGUCUCGGUGCAGCUUGUGCGCAUUCAGCAGAGGGCCUUUGCUUUCUGCAGCACCAUGUGCCUGGUCAACUCAGCCAUCAACCCACUGCUGUAUGCCCUGCGCUGCCGGGAGCUGAGGUUGGCACUGAUGCGGCUAUUGGGGCGCCUGAGUGACAGGCUGGGGUGCUGCCAGAGGCACGUAGGGGGAGACACGACCACUACCCUUCCCUUAGGCGAGAGCAAUAGCUGUAGCGCUCACUCCGAGAGUGAGGCGCCCAGACUCGUUAGCUGCCGACCGAACACAGUCUCAGAAAUGGUUGGCAAGCAGCAGCUGGACAUGACUGGAAUAUGAGAAGGGUUGAGAGGCUUACCAUAUAUCAGGGUUAUAGCAGUGUUGUGAACUUGUGUUUCUUCUGUUGUGUUCAUAGCGAUAAGGAGGUAAUGUCUCUAAACUGUGAUAACAGGGACAAAAACAAAGAUAUCGACCAUGUUACCAUAAAUUGUGCUGACCCACCUACAAGCCAAGUCAAUCAGAGAUAAUAUUAUUUUAUUAUUUGUCCAAGGUACAUGAUAGAUUUAUUAUUAUAAUUGUUUUUACAAUGUGAAAUAUCCCAAAUGAACACCUUUGGGAAAACAACAGCAUUGUUGGGGUUGGCAGUGUAAAUGUAGAUAGCGAUGCUAUCCUAUGCUUGUUUUCGCUUGAGUGUCUGUCCUUUAGCGUCCAGAAGAGGAUCCUGACGGGUUCCCAUCUGCACAUAAAUACCUGUCCUGAAUAGAGGCCCUGUGGUUGUAAACAAUGUCCUCCACAUUGUGACUGCAAGCAGUGUUGAGAUCAGAGGUGUAGGAAAGGCAGAGCCUGGGUGGGUCCAAUCAGAACAAAAGAAGUCCACUCAGAUUUUAUAUUAUUUAUUUUAAAAAAUGUAUGUUUUUUUUAUGCUCUUUUCUCAGUGUUCCAAAUGGAACAUAGUGUUUGCAUAUUUAGGUAAAAAGACAAUCAGAAUUCAUAGCAAGCAGUACACUGGGUUAGUCAGAUUUGAUUAAAUAUAACGGAACAGAUGACAUGGAAUGACAUCACAUGCCAAAAAGAACUGAAAGCCACACCCCCAAUGAGCAACGCAUAUGACUGCAUUGAGGCAUAUGUCACUGUGCUUCUAUGGCUACAUGCACCAUGCCACUACCUAUUUCAUUUGUUCAUUUAGCAAACAAGACAGCUCAUAAUCCAGUGCCUUUAUUAGUCAACACACCUAUAUGUUAGCUUUAAAAAUCCUACAUUUUCUCUCAGCUUCAUGGCAAAAUGUGUAGAAUAGCAUGAGAUGAGCUCUAAAAAAACUGCACAUGUUCCUCUCUAUCCUAUGGCAAAAUGUGUAGAAUUGCAGGAAAUUUUCUUUAAAACAGCAACAUGCCAAAAUGUGUAGAAUAGCAUGAGAUUAGCUAUAAACUGCACAUUUGUCUCUGUUCCAUGGCAAAAUGUAUAAAAUAAAAUUGGGGGCCCAGACAAAUUUCUGCAGGCCCACCCAACAACAAAUUUCUGGCUAAGCCACUGGUUGAGAUAAGUGGGGCACAGGUCAGAAAGAUAGAGUCACACAACACAGAGACUAGAACACUUUUUUUCUAUAGAACACUACAAAUGGCAACUACAGUUCACAAGUAAUUUCAGUAGAUCCAUCACAAAACAAUCGAACACAAAGGUAGAUGUUUUGUCUUGUAGAUAGUCUAAGUUAAAUAAAAUCAAAAUAACAUUUGAACGGUUUUUGCUUACUUACGGGUCCUUUUCCAACAAUGCAGAUUAUUUUUUUAUUUGUAUUUAUUUUAUUGAUACGAGAAAUAAAUAUGCAGUGAAUAACAAUAACGGGUUACAAUGAGUCAAUGUGCAUGGGUACUAGUCUAAGCUCUAAGCCAUUUAAAGUAAUGCCUGGGUAUACAUAUACACUGCUCAAAAACAUAAGGGAACACUUAAACAACACAAUGCAACUCCAAGUCAAUCACACUUCUGUAAAAUCAAACUGUCCACUUAGGAAGCAACACUGAUUGAUAAUAAAUGUCACAUGCUGUUGUGCAAAUGGAAUAGACAACAGGUGGAAAUUAUAGGCAAUUAGCAAGACACCUCAAUAAAGGAGUGGUUCUGCAGGUGGUGACCAUAGACCACUUCUCAGUUCCUAUGCUUCCUGGCUGAUGUUUUGGUCACUUUUGAAUGCUGGCGGUGCUUUCACUCUAGUGGUAGCAUGAGAUGGAGUCUACAACCCAAACAAAUGGCUUAGGUAGUGCAGCUCAUCCAGGAUGGCACAUCAAUGCGAGCUGUGGCAAGAAGGUUUGCUGUGUCUGUCAGUGUAGUGUCCAGAGCAUGGAGGCGCUUCCAGGAGACAGGCCAGUACAUCAGGAGACGUGGAGGAGGCCGUAGGAGGGCAACAACCCAGCAGCAGGACCACUACCUCCGCCUUUGUGCAAGGAGGAGCAGGAGGAGCACUGCCAGAGCCCUGCAAAAUGACCUCCAGCAGGCCACAAAUGUGCAUGUGUCUGCUCAAACGGUCAGAAACAGACUCCAUGAGGGUGGUAUGAGGGCCCGACGUCCACAGGUGGGGGUUGUGCUUACAGCCCAACACCGUGCAGGACGUUUGGCAUUUGCCAGAGAACACCAAGAUUGGCAAAUUUCGCCACUGGCGCCCUGUGCUCUUCACAGAUGAAAACAGGUUCACACUGAGCACCUGACAGACGUGACAGAGUCUGGAGACGCCGUGGAGAAUGUUCUGCUGCCUGCAACAUCCUCCAGCAUGACCGGUUUGGCGGUGGGUCAGUCAUGGUGUGUGGUGGCAUUUAUUUGGGGGACCACACAGCCCUACCAACCAGCAAGAAUUCCAGCUCUCACAGACCUGUUAGUUUUUCUUUAAGAAGCCCCCCUGUUCUCCACUCAUUACCUGUAUGAACUGCACCUGUUUGAACUCGUUACCUGUAUAAAUGACACCUGUCCACACAACAGACUCCAACCUCUCCACAAAGGCCAAGACCAGAGAGCUGUGAUAAAAUUGUAGACCUGCACAAGGCUGGGAUUGGCUACAGGACAAUAGGCAACCACUGUUGGCGCAAUUAUUUGAAAAUGGAAGAAGUUCAAGAUGACUGUCAAUCACCCUCGGUCUGGGGCUCCAUGAAAGAUCUCACCUCGUGGGGCAUCAAUGAUCAUGAGGAAGGUGAGGGAUCAGCCCAGGACUACACGGCAGGACCUGGUCAAUGACCUGAAGAGAGCUGGGACAACAGCCUCAAAGAAAACCAUUAGUAACACACUACGCCAUCAUGGAUUAAAAUGCUGCAGCACACGCAAGGUCCCCCUGGUCAAGCCAGCGCAUGUCCAGGCCUGUCUGAAGUUUGCCAAUGACCAUCUGGAUGAUCCAGAGGAGGAAUGGGAGAAGGUCAUGUAGUCUGAUGAGACAAAAAUAGAGCUUUUUGGUCUAAACUCCACUCGCCGUGUUUGGAGGAAGAAGAAGGAUGAGUACAACUCCAAGAACACCAUACCAACUGUGAAGCAUGGAGGUGGAAACAUCAUUCUUUGGGGAUGCUUUUCUGCAAAGGGGACAGGUCGAGUGCACCGUAUUGAGGGGAGGAUGGUUGGCGCCAUAUAUCGCAAGAUCUUGGUCAACAACCUCCUUCCCUCAGUAAGAGCAUUGAAGAUGGGUCGUGGCUGGGUCUUCCAGCAUGACAAUGACCCGAAACACACAACCAGGGCAACUAAGGAGUGGCUCCGGAAGAAGCAUCUCCAGGUCCUGAAGUAGCCUAGCCAGUCUCCAGACCUGAACCCAAUAGAACAUCUUUGGAGGGAGCUGAAAGUCCGUAUUGCCCAGCGACAGCCCCGAAACCUGAAGGAUUUGGAGAAGGUCUGUAUGGAGGAGUGGGCCAAAAUCCCUGCUGUAGUGUGUGCAAACCUGGUCAAGAACUACAGGAAACGUAUGAUCUCUGUAAUUGAAAACAAAGGUUUCUGUACCAAAUAUUAAGUUCUGCUUUUCUGAUGUAUGAAAUACUUAUGUCAUGCAAUAAAAUGCUAAUUAAUUACUUAAAAAUCAUACAAUGUAAUUUUCUGGAUUUUUGUUUUAGAUUCCGUCUCUCACAGUUGAAAUGUACCUAUGAUAAAAAAAUGACAGACCCCUACAUGCUUUGUAAGUUGGAAAACCUGCAAAAUCGGCAGUGUAUCAAAUACUUGUUCUCCCCACUGUAUAUAUAUAUAUAUACGUAUAUAUAUUUUUUCUUCAUAUCCCUUAAAUAGUCAAUCGAUUUAUUCUCUUCAGCUCCCAGUCUCCUGUUAAAGUGACAAACUGCACUGCUUCCAAGACAAUUGUAUUUACUUUGCAGCCUUUGAAACAACUGUUGUGUGUUUAUAGUCCCACCUCCCUCAAGAGGACAAUCCUUCUGAACACAGAUGACAGGCUGGAGACAGGGAGUCUGCCAUUUCAGGUCAGAGAACAGUUGAAAAAAAGGACAGACAGCAUGGUUUAUGUGAGGGGGUGAGAUGGCAGAGACUAGAUUGAGAGAGAUACUGAGUCAUUUCUGGGAAACAAUUAAGGACCUUACUGUGAUUAUUUUUGACCAUUUUAAAUGAAAAUAAACAAAUAGCUUCUUACCAAAGAACAAUUUCUCAAGCAAGAUUUUUGCAACGACUGUCUGGCAGUGGUCUGAGUGGGAAGGGGAAAACUGAAAACUAGCUCUUAUUGGCAGAGAGGUUUCAAACUCUCUUUCUUAUAGAUGGGUUGUCUGACAAUGUCACAAAUUAUGCGCAGGCAUUGAUGUGGCCAGAAUGACUGGAAGAUAUUGCUCUCCAUAGCAGAAACGACUGGGUGAUCCCGCACUGCUUGUUUCAAGCAGACCACAAUAGACCUCGCCCAUGAACACCAAGGUAACCUACCUAAAUGACUACCGCCCACAUAGCACUCACAGCUAUAGCCACGUCGAAAGGCUAGUUUGACUCACAUCAACAUCAUCUUCCCAGACACCUCCAAUUCGCACACCACCCCAACAGAUCCACAGAUGACGCAAUCUCUAUUACACUCCACACAACCUUCACCCACCUGGACAAAAGGAAUACCUACUUUAUGUAAGAAUGCUGUUCAUUGAUUACAACUCAGCAUUCAACACCAUAGUCCCCUCCAAGCUCAUCAUCAAGCUCUGGACCAUGGGACGGAACAUCUACCCCUGCAACUGGAUCCUGUACUUCCUGACGGGCCGCCCUCACUGCCUGAGAGGGUAGGCAACAACACAUCUGCAACGAAGGCCAUCAACACGGGGGCCCCUCAAGGGUGUGUGCUUAGUCCCCUGCUGUACUCCCUGUUCACCCACAACUGUGUGGUCGCACAUAACUCCAACACCAUCAUCAAGUUUGCUGACGAAACGACAGUGGUAGGACUAAUCAACAACGACGAGGCAGCCUUCAGUGAGAAGGUCAGAGACCUAAAAGUGUGGUGCUAGGACAGCAACCUCUACCUCAACAUCAGCAAGACAAAGGAGCUAAUCGUAGACUACAGGAAAUAGAGGGGCAAGCACGCCCCCAUCCACAUCGAUGGGGCUGUAGUGGAGUGGGUCGAGAACGUUCAAGUUCCUCUGUGUUUACAUCACUAAGGAAUUAACAUGGUCUAAACACACCCACACCAUUGUGAAGAAGGAAUGACAGUGCCUUUCCCCUCUCAGGAGGCUGAAAAGAUUUGGCAUGGGCUCUCAGAUCCUCAAAAAGUUCCACAGCUGCACCAUUGAUAGCAUCUUGACUAGCUGCAUCACCACUUGGCACAGCACCGGACCACAAGGCGCUACAGAGGGUGGUGAGUACGGCCCAGUACAUCACUCGGGGCAAGCUCCCUGCCAUUCAGGACCUCUAUACCAGGCGGUGUCAGAGGAAAGCUCCAACAAUUGUCAAAGACUCCAGCCAUCCAAGCCAUAGACUGUUUUCUCUGCUACUGCAUAGCAAGUGUUACCAGUGCACCAAGACUGGAACCAACAGGACCCUGAACAUAAGACUGCUAAAUAGCUGAUCAAAUGGCUACCCAGUCCGUCCCCUCGCCGGGCUCGAACCAGGGAUCCUCUGCACACACAGAAAACUGACACCGACGUAGCAUCGUUACCCAUCGCUCCACAAAAGCUGCGGCCCUAGCAGAGCAAGGGGAACCACUACUUCAAGGUCUCAGCGUGAGUGACGUCACCGAUUGAACCGCUAUUAGCGCGCACCACCGCUAACUAGCUAGCCAUUUCACAUCGGUUACAUAUACACAUACAUAACAUGCAUACUGAUGCCACACACACUCACCACAUACGCUGCUGCUACUGAUUCACAUGUGCUGGUGCUACAGCUCAGUCUAUUAUCUAUCAUGUUGCCUAGUCACUUUACCCUUAUCUAUGUGUACAUAGCUACCUCAAUUUCCUGGUAUCCCUGCACAUCGAAUCGGUGCUGGUACUCCCGGUAUAUAGCCAUGUUGUUUGUACUUGUUAUUCACAGUGUAUUUAUACCCUGUGUCACUAUUUCUAGUAAAAUAAAACAUCUUUAUCUUUAACGGUGCGGCAGGUAGCCUAGUGGUUAGAGCACUGGGCCAGUAACCGAAAAGUUGCUAGAUUCCAAACCCAGAACUGACAAGGUACAAAUCUGUCCUUCUGCCCCUGAACAAAGCAAUUAUCCCACUGUUCCUAGGCUGUCAUUGAAAAUAAGAAUGUGUCCUUAACUGACUUGUCUAGUUAAAUAAAGGUUCAAUCAAAUAAAAAAAUUAACUGCAUUGUUGAAAAAAAAAACCUUAAGUAAACAUUUCACUGUUAGUCUACACCUGUUGUUUACAAAGAACAUUUGAUUUGAAGCACUGUUUUGUUAUGAUUAUGAACGGUCCAAUAGCUAGCAACAAUGACAAGAAGCUGCCAUGUGGGGAAUCGUAGGUGGCUCAUUUCAGCAAGUUGUAUCUUGUUCUUAAUACCAUGUCUUGUUUUGCGGUGUUUUGACUUAUUUAAUGUCAAUGUUAAUAUGGCUCAAAUUCGCCAGCUAGCUAACCAACAACUGUAACAAUGUAUUUGAGAGAGAAUAAGUGCUCAUUGUGCAAAUGUAUUUAUGUUUUCAAUAAACAUUUGG
Molecule: messenger RNA, 8281 nt
Organism: Oncorhynchus keta (chum salmon)
Lineage: Eukaryota; Metazoa; Chordata; Actinopteri; Salmoniformes; Salmonidae
Product: cannabinoid receptor 2-like
Exons: 4
Coding region: 383-1555 (390 amino acids)
Biological process (GO): cannabinoid signaling pathway
Cellular component (GO): membrane
Molecular function (GO): cannabinoid receptor activity
Source: RefSeq, a predicted model, not a curated record